CUCAACUGUUUGAAAGUUUGGCGGCAGCACUUCCAGCAUGGAAAGCUUGGAGUUGACAUUUCUUGAACCAUGUAAAAAAUUACUAUUGACGAUAUAUCCUGAAAUAAAUACGCUGAUUAACAAAAUACCGGAAAAUCGAGAUGAAGCUCAAAACAGUAGUUUGCCGUCUAGAUGUAAUGAGUAUCUUCUAUAUUGUAUACUGGUCGUGCCUCUCUGCUACACCUUGCUCAAAUUAUUCAACUCAAAACUGAUUAUAACGAAGUUUAUCAAUCUAAAAUCGAUUAUCACACCGAAAAUAAAACCCAGCCAUGUACCGGUGCUACACUUUAGUAAAGAAAUAGUGGAAGAAUGGCAGCAACUGUUCCACAAAGCUAUGCUGCUCGAUUCGAUUAUUGUAAGGCAAAUGCUCGGAGGAAACUCGCGAAGCACGUCCAGCAAAAACCUGAAGGUGCCACGUAAAUCUACAUCACGAAUUUGCAACCGGCACAAUGGUAACAAAAUUAACAGAGAUGUCGCCCAAACGUUCAACCCGUAUAGAGUAAACAGAUAUGACUGCGAUAUUUGUACUGCUAAACCCUCGACCCAACCGAGUUCACACAUAGAUCUAGUGCAAAAAAAAUACACACCGAAAUUUGUUGUAACAGAGGAAUUACUACAAAUUAAGCAAGAGGCGGUUUGCUAGUGAUUAGUUUAACGAUAUUUUAGUACAAAAUUUUAUUUCAGAAAUCAUUACACUAUUUUCACAGUUUUGUAUUGAUAUAUUUAUAU
Wyeomyia smithii (pitcher-plant mosquito) is the source of this 768-nucleotide messenger RNA. RefSeq lists its product as uncharacterized. The transcript is spliced from 2 exons. Lineage: Eukaryota; Metazoa; Arthropoda; Insecta; Diptera; Culicidae. The record is from RefSeq and is a predicted model, not a curated record. Bases 38 to 682 code for a protein of 214 amino acids.